UAGCACAACCGCCGUUACGUUGUGAGUCGGAAGAAGAAGCCGAUUCUGGAAGCCAUUACGUUGCGCACAUCAGUUGAGUAAAUCCUACUAUUUUUGCGUACAAUACGCACAAUUACCUCCCCUAAAAAGGAAUUUCUGCAAUUAUGGCAUCGGUGGCGAAAAAGAGAAAAAUGAAUUUCUCGGAGAGAGAGGUGGAAAUUAUUGUGGAAGAAAUAGAGAAACAAAAGCACACACUGGUUAACCACUUCAAUGCUGGAGUCACACACAUGGCAAAGAAUAACGCGUGGGUGGAUAUCCUGAAAAAGGUGAACGCAGUCACCACCUGUCCCAGAGAGUUGCCCGAGGUGAAAAAGAAGUGGUCCGACAUGAAGACAGAAGUCCGGCGGAAAGUGGCCCAGGCGCGGGCUGCUAUAGAGGGGACCUCCGGUGACUGCACUCCAGUUCCCGUCAUCCUCACUGCCAUGCAGCAGAGGAUCUGUAACCUCCUGGGGGAGGCCACCAUCAUCAGCCUACCUGCAGGGGACUCGGAUGCUGAGAUUACUUUACCUGUUACGGUGAACACCGCCGCCACCGUCACGCUGGCAGAGACUCUUCCAGCCGGCUCAGGUACAGUCUGUGAUGAGGCAAAACCACUGAACGCUGAGACAACGUACCACACCCUGGAGGAUGGAGGCGUGGUGGAGUACUGCACCACCACUGUAAGUGAUUCCGCUCCCACUGUGGUGGCAGCUGUCGAGGCUCCGGUGGAGAUGCUGGCCUCGUCCGCAGCUUCGCCACCUCCUCCUCAGAGUCAGGCCAAACCUCAGGAGCUGAAGAGCCGCAUCGCCCUCAACUCCGCCCGCCUGCUGCAGGAGCAGAGGGUCACCAACGUCCACAUCCGGCAGAUCGCCCAGCACCUGGAGGGCCAGAACGAGCUGUUGCAGAUGAUGCGGCGCUCCCAGGAGGCUCAGGCGUUCGCCCAGGAAAGACAGGCUCAGGCCUUGGAGGGUACCCAGGCUGCCCUGCUUGCGUUAGUUCAGAUGCUGAGGCCUGCUCUAAAAGACCUGCGCAAAUUCCUGCAGAGUGGGACAGAGGUUGCAAACCCAAGCAGCUCAGCAGCCGGAGGAAUGACUGAUGGGUCAGGCACAGAGGAGCAAAGCAGGCCCAAAACACCACCUCCUCCUCCACAGCAAGCUGAGGAGACACAAUAGACACUGUGUGUGUGUGUGUUUGUGUGUGUGGCACUACGUCCUGUUUGCAUUGCACAUAAAGGAAUCCAUGCACACAGGCUUCAGUGAACAAUGAAAAGCUUGUCAAGAGUUGCCUUAGGCAGAGCAUGUACAGGAUUUUAUCUGCGUUUUAUGAUUUGGGGAAGCAGAAGCAGUAGAACGGUUAUGUUGAGAACAUUAGUUUCACUUUUCACAGUCCAUUAAUUGGCAGUGAGCUGACGUUACUUAACCCACAGAUGGGCGACGAAUGAAAGGAAAAACCCAGAAAAUGGGUGGAGAAACAGGAUGACAGCGCCCCCAUCUAAAGGGCACGAGGGGUGACCAAAUGGUUUGAGUAUGAGGAUGAUGCAAAUUAUGUGCUGUGGCCUUCAUAAUCACCAGAUCUCAGCCCUUUUGACACCCGUGGGAGAUUUUGGAGCAAUGUGGUGGACAGUUCUCUCUGCCACCAUCAUCAAAUCACCAAAUGAGGGAAUAUCUUUUGGAAGAAUGGCGUCCAUCGCUUCAGUAGUGUCCAGAUUCUUGGAGAAUCAAUGCCACGGUGGACUGAAGCUGUUCAGGUGGCACAUGGUGGCCCGACACCUUAUUAAGACACUUUAAUUUGUCACCUGUCUGUUGAUUUG
Molecule: messenger RNA, 1828 nt
Organism: Toxotes jaculatrix (banded archerfish)
Lineage: Eukaryota; Metazoa; Chordata; Actinopteri; Toxotidae
Gene: naif1
Product: nuclear apoptosis inducing factor 1
Exons: 3
Coding region: 144-1190 (348 amino acids)
Cellular component (GO): nucleus
Source: RefSeq, a predicted model, not a curated record